Coregonus sp. 'balchen' is the source of this 3983-nucleotide messenger RNA. The record is from the annotation of a GenBank genome assembly. NCBI's taxonomy places the organism in Eukaryota, Metazoa, Chordata, Actinopteri, Salmoniformes, Salmonidae.
AUGGAGCAGCUUGCCAAUUUAUUGUGUCACGUGGUGUCGGUGUUCAAAGAGUCCAAGUCAGGUAAUCCUCCCUAAGAUCCUACCUUACCACACUACAUGGUCAUGACCGUCAUGCUGGAACCACUGCACUUUCAUUCACCUAUUGCCUUGUAAUCGGACUCCUACCCAGGUAGACAUCAGUGUGUGUGUGUAUAUGCCUGCAUGCCCAUGAUUUGUGCACGUGUGUUUUAUACCUCUCAUGUGUGGGCCAGACUUCCACCUGGAGCAGCAGUUGAGUGACGUAGCUCUGCAGACGGGUCUGUGUAGCUCGUCGCGCCACUAUGCCGGGAGGUCCUUCCAGGUGUUCCGGGUGCUGCGGCAGCCGCUCUCGGCCCACUCCAUCUCCGACCUGCUCUCACGACUGGUGGAGGUGGUGGGGGAGCACGGGGAGGAAGUACAGGUGUGUGUGGGUGGGCGGAGGGAAGGUGGGAGUGUGUGUGCAGGGUAGGGGGAGUGUGUGUGUGUGUGUGUGUUGUCUGCCUGUCUGUUCCUCUGUGUAUGUGUGUGUGCCUGUGUGCGUGUGUCUGUGUGAGAAUGGGAUGUGAUGUGGGCUUGGGAUGGGAUGUGGGCUUGGGAUGGGAUGUGGGCUUGGGAUGUGAUUUGGGCUUGGGAUGUGGGCUUGGGAUGUGGGCUUGGGAUGGGAUGUGGGCUUGGGAUGGGGUGUGAUGUGGGCUUGGGAUGGGAUGUGAUGUGGGCUUGGAUGGUUGUAUAGGUACCCAGUUUUAAUGUCCUCCUGCUCUUCCAGGGUUAUGUGAUGGAGAUGUUGCUCACCUUAGAGUCUGUGGUGGACAACCUGGCUGAAUGUCUCAAGAACAACAAUCUAAUGGCUAUCCUGACCAGGUUGGUUUACAGGUCUCUUUCACUGACAGCAUGACAAAAAAAAAAUACCUUGACAGAGACACUUAAAUGUAGCUAGAUGGGGAUAUAGUACAGUACAGUACAGAAAGUGCGUUGCAGAACGAACCGUUACCUCCAGGGUACCUCAUGUGGUCUGGGGACGGCAGCACUACUACUAGACCAGCUAAUGGACCUUUAUAUUAGCCUGGAACACUCACUGCAUAAGACUGGCAUUAUAUAAAAACUAAAUAGUCCGCCAAUGGAUCACCUUCAACCAAUCAGAAGGCCAAAUCUUUUGACGUUAUCCAAACGCAACAUAAGCUAAAUCCGCCCGUAGUUGCUGAGAGGACACUAGUUACUUUCAAGCCUGUCCAAGUGCCCCUCUAUUGGAGAAAGUUCUGACUGAAUUGGUGAAGUGAACCAGAAAGUGGUAGCUGCAGCAACAGAGUUCACACAUCUAUUAUCCCUUCAAACCUUACAACCCAGCACCCAAAGAUGUUUGUACGAACAAUUUAGAGUUGAGUACGCCAAUCUAUUAUUAGGUAUUUGUAUGCCAGGUUGUUAAGGGUUUGAACUCAUCGCUAGUCUCUUAUUGGCUCUCUAGGGCAUCCUCAGACUUACUGGCCAAUGGCAAGCUGGUGUCCAACAGGAAGAGCACGGGGCAGCUGAACCUGUUCCAGCAGGGCCUGGGGACAUCCGAGCGCAGCCGCCACCAGAGGAGCUACUCCGUCCCCAAGAAGUUUGGCGAGGCGGACCGCUCAUCCGACCCUCCUCGCAGCGGUACACUGGACCCCAUCCAGGCCUGCACCCAGCAGGGAGGGCUGACCAAGAACCGCAGGUAGGGGACAGCAAGUAGCCUAGUAGACUACAGCAGUUUUUCUCAAUCCUUUCCUUUGGCAUUUCCCAGUCGGUUUGAGGUCAUGUUCAUUAGGAUACACCUUGGCAAAACGUUUAAUGAAAAAUGUGCUAAGUCUUGGAGGUGCCACAAGGGGCAUCGAUUAGAUAGAAAGCCAACAAUAUGAUUUCCUCCAAAGAAAUAAACACAUUCCUCUCCUACGCAGUCCAUUCUCUUCCAAAGAACUCCUCAGUGACCCGGCCAACGUCAACCACCCGUCCAACCUGCUAGCCACCAUCUUCUGGGUGGCCGUGUCCCUGAUGGAGUCAGACUUUGAGUUUGAGUACCAGAUGUCCCUGCGGCUGCUCCACAAGCUGCUGGCCCACGUGGCCCUGGACAAGCAGGAGAACAGGGAGCGGCUGGAGAAGCUGCAGGGCCAGCUGAGGUGGAGCGGCUUCGCCGGGCUCCAGCAGCUGCUCCUCAAGGGCUUCACGUCCACCUCCACCACCGACCUCACCCUGCACAUCUUCUGCCAGCUCACGCCUGUCUCGCUGGUACCCGUGGUGGACACCUCCCAGAACAUAGGUAGGUUAUCUGUGGUCCUGUGUGACUCAAUUGGUUAAGCAAGGCUCUUGCAAUGCUAUGGUCAAGGAUUAAAUUCCAGCUUGGGGUAUGAUCUUUGACCCUCUGUAGCUUUCUCAUUCAUCGUUAUCUUUACCAAGGGUGUCAAUAAUUUCGGAUCCCACUGUAAAUUGUAUGUACUCACAGCAGGCCAUUUGUGACUUCUUAACUUAGCUCACACAAGCCAUCGGUACAUAAACUAAAUGCUCUACUCACUUCAGCUAUCUAUUGAUUUUUAUAUUAUGACCUUUAUUUAUACAGGUGAGUCAAUUAAGAACAUGCUUUUUUGUUAUUAACAAGACGACCUGUGAUGAGCUGAUGAUAACGUUAAUUCAGUUCCUCACAAUUCAUACUGGUUUCAAUACCAGCUAAAGUUGGGCAUACAUUUGCUUCCAAAUAAGAAAAUAUGUUUAUUGAUGUCAUGGAAAAAUAAAAGAGGAAGAAAGACAUUACAUUUACUAUUUUUCCUUGUCCAUUGUAGCGUCAGGUGUGUUCUUUGUCUGUCUCUCAUUUUUAUUUAUUUUAUGCCAUCACUGUAGCAGUUUGCGAUUGUCUUUCAAUGAAAAGUGUGUUAUAAAUGAAAGGUAUUGUUACUAUUGAUCAUUUCUGAGGAAAUUGGAAUCCCUAUUUCUCCUGUUGCCCAGGUUUCCCUCUGAACGUUCUCUGUCUGCUCCCACACCUGGUCCACAACUUCGACGGCCCCUCCCAGUUCUGUAAAGACGUGGCUCAGAGAAUAGCUCAGGUUAGUCUCCUCGUCAACUUUCCAGUCAAUGUUCCUUAUUUAAUAGAUAAACAAGGACUUAACACAUGCAAAUCGUGGUGAGUUAUGUACAUUUUCUCCAGAAAUUAAGUAAAUGUAAAGUAUAUACAGUAAAUGUCAUCUUGGUUGUUUGGAAAUCGAUUUCAUGUCAAUCUAAAUCAUUAUUAAUUAUGAUUCAUUGCCAAUAUGUACAGUAAAUAUUUUCUGCUUUUUGCUUGGAUGGCCAGGUAUGCCUAGAGGAGAAGAAACUGUCCAACUUGGCCCAUGUGAUGACCCUGUACAAAACACACUCGUACACGCGGGACUGCUUUUCCUGGGUCAAUGUCGUCUGUCGCUAUCUCCACGAGGCCUUCUCCGACAUCACCCUUAACAUGGUCACUUACAUGGCCGAGGUCUGUAUGGCUGUUCUAUGGAUAACCAUACUCCUCUUAAGUCUGAUUCACACUAUAGGGCCAAACCAAUCCAGUUCAAGACGAACUGUACAGGGCGGGUCUGGUUAGGCAUCCACCAUACUUGCUGGAACCUUGCGGGAAAGUACAAUGUGAGAAGAAAAUAUCCGAGCCAGCAUAGUGCUGUUCAGGUCAGCCCUAUAGUGUGAAUUAGCCAUAAGAGUUUCUGAUACAUAAAUUAAGUUUCUCCUCAAGUAAUAUGGAUCGAUGGAUUGAUCGAUCAAUGUAGGGCUUUCCAUCCAUUCCAGACUGUGUCGUUAACUGUGAGUGUGUUCUGAUUGGCCAGUUGUUGGAGAAGGGUCUACCCAGCAUGCAGCAGACCUUGCUCCAGAUCAUCUACAGCCUGCUGAGUCACAUGGACCUGUCAGUCAUUCAGGCCAAGCCAUUCAAUAUGGAGGUCCUCAAGACCAUCGAGAAGUUUGUCCAGGUGAGAGGAACAUGA